AUGUCUGUCGACAACGGCGAUCUCCGCUGCAAGAUGGACGAUGGGAUGGGGAGUGCUGGAGAAACCACCAAGAACGACCCAAAAGCCCACGUUGUGGAAUGGAAGCCGAAGAAGAGGAGCACGAUGACGACGGCGAAGGCGCUUGGGAGCGAUAUGAUGCGACGGCGAUGCGAUGCGAGCAAGCUGGCUGGCUGGCCGGCACUGGCCCAGCGGAAGGGGGGAACAACGGUAGAACGGGCGGAAAGGAGGCCAAGGAAACAUCAGGCAACUCACCGAGUUUACUCGAUUUGGCGCGACCGUCUCACGGUAACCCAGUCUCCCACAAAGACAACAGAGCGGGAGGUUUCGUUCGGAUCCAAUCCUGAGGGCGCACUCGACGACUUUUGUGUGCGAUGCGGCCGCGAAGCGUGUCGGCGGACAGACACGCACGCAACUGAAUACAAGGAAGGCGACGACAGGAAGUCGAUAAGUACUCGGGGGGGAGGGCGAGCUGAGAAAGCUGAGCAAGUUGUUGAGGACUCGAGGUGCCCAACGGGAACACGCUAA
Messenger RNA from Neurospora hispaniola, 546 nucleotides. RefSeq lists its product as uncharacterized. Bases 1 to 546 code for a protein of 181 amino acids. The transcript has a single exon. The record is from RefSeq and is a predicted model, not a curated record. NCBI's taxonomy places the organism in Eukaryota, Fungi, Ascomycota, Sordariomycetes, Sordariales, Sordariaceae.